AUGGUCAAAUUAGCCCUUCUUAUCUGGCUAGCGGUCGCUGCCCCUGCAUUCUCCGCACCCGCUGAUGCACUUAGCGGUCUUGAUGCACGAGCCUGCACUACCCCGGCAAAUACACUCAAAAACCCGAGCUUUGAGUCGAGCUCCUUAACCCCAUGGGUCUUCCAGCCUACAUACGCCAAGCUCGGCAGCGCGACAGUCGUAAAACCCGGCUAUAAAAGCGACCACGCCAUCCAAGCAUGGGGAACAUCCGGGUAUAACGAUCCGGCUAGCUAUAACAAACUUUACCAGACCUUCAAGAUCUGUAAAGCAUCGCGCUUCCAACUCUCAUGGUCCAUGCUUCUCCCUAAAGAUAGCACCAAGUACACGGCGCCUAAUAAACCUGGCUUGUUCGUCGAGGCCAAAGCUCCCGAUGGCGUGCCGUAUUCAAUGGCUUACUUCACCUUCGACACCGAGACAUUCAGCAGCACUGUCUAUAGUCCGAAAUUCAGGGGUACGCAUAAAGUUAAUCAGUGGGUGAACUUUGUCGCGGAUUUUCCAAAUUCGCAGACUGGUACUUGGACGAUUUCGAUGGAGUGGUAUGUUACGAGUCCUAGUGCAAAGGGGAGUAAGAAUUCGACGCUGAAGUUCAAGAUGGACAACUUUGUUGUGAAGCCUAAAUGA
Molecule: messenger RNA, 660 nt
Organism: Fusarium redolens
Lineage: Eukaryota; Fungi; Ascomycota; Sordariomycetes; Hypocreales; Nectriaceae
Exons: 2
Coding region: 1-660 (219 amino acids)
Source: RefSeq, a predicted model, not a curated record